CAUUCAGACCUCCAAUUGAUUUAAAGACACUCCACUCAAUGCCUACGGCACGGUGGCGGUUCUGUCGCAUCAGUCUAUUACCCUUCUCUUCCUCAUCAGGAAGUAUAGCAGCAAUACGCCCUCCACGAAGCCAUUGCGGCUUAGUGGGGUUAAUUCGUUGCCGUAAAGUCACGCCUUGCCAGCGGAGCUGCCGCCAUGGAGGCGCUACUAGCAGAUUCCACAGAGGAUGAAGUGGAUGAUGCCUUAGAAGAGUUGGGAGCAUUGGGGUGUGCGAUGCAGGGCACGACAGUUACCACGGACAUGCCGAGCCAGCAGACACCUGGCGAAAUGCCCGCCCCCAACGCGGGCGAUGCGGAGGCCCCCAGUGAGGUAUUGUGCACGGGCCAGUCUCCCCGUGCCUCCGCUGCAGUUCGGCCCAGCGACCGCAGCGACGGCGCUGCGCAGCCAGUGGAGCCGGAGGUGGCAGGCCAGGCCGCCGCAGCCGCCGCCACGGCGGGCGGCUCAGCGGACAGCUGCGGAAGCCCGGUCCCGUCUGCAGGCACCGCUGCCGCUGCGGAAGCCGAGGAGGACGACAGCGAGGCCAUCCCGAACACGACCACGAGCCCGAGUAGUCCUGGCUCGCCCGAGGACGCAGCGGACGACGCGGCGAGCGCCGCGCUCGCCGCCACGCCCGCCCCCGAGCGGCCCGCGGAGGCUCCAGCGGCCGACGGCGAGGUGGAGGCGGCAGAGGCGCGGGCGGAGGAGGCUGCCGCCGCCAGUGCCGCAGGCGCCCGCGAGGGCGCCGAGGUCGACUCUGAGGUGGCCGAGGCCAACGCGGAGGCGCCAGCCGAUUUGGCGGCGGCCGCGGAGGCCGCGCUCGCCCGCGACUUCGGCGGGCAGGCGGCAGAGGCGCAGGGGCAGGAGGGCGCCGAGGUCGGCCCUGAGGUGGCCCUGGAGGCCGCAGCGGAGGCGCCAGCCGACGGGGCGGCGGGCGCGGAGGCCGUGCCCGCCCACGACCUCGGCGAGCCGGCGGCGGAGGCGCAGGCGGGGGAGGGCAUCGCCAGCGGCAGAUUGGCCAGCGGCGCCCCCGAGGGCACGGCCGACCGCGAGGAGAUUGCGGGUGAGGCCGAAGGCACGGCCGACCGCGAGGAGAUUGCGGGUGAGGCGGAGGCGCCACCCGACAGAGAGUCAUUCGCGCAGGUCGUGCCUUCCAGCGACGUCCACCGGCAGGUGGAGGAGGACAUCGCCGACGACGAUGUGGCCAGUAGCGACCCCGCAGCCGGUGCGGGCACGACGGCGGCGCCUGCCCACGGAGAGACAGGCGCCGAGACCGCACCCACCAGCGACGUCAGCAGGCAGCCGGCAGAGGCGCGGGCGGAGGGGGUUGCUGCCGCCGGUGGUGCUGCCACCGGCGCCCCCGAGGGCGAGGUCGGCCCUGUGGCAGCCGCCGAGGCCAACGCGGAGGCGCCAGCCGAUUUGGCGGCGGCCGCGGAGGCCGCGCUCGCCCGCGACUGCGGCGGGCAGGCGGCAGAGGCGCGGGGGCAGGAGGGCGCCGAGGUCGGCCCUGAGGCGGCCGAGGCCGCAGCGGACGCGCCAGCCGACGGGGCGGCGGGCGCGGAGGCCGUGCCCGCCCACGACCUCGGCGAGCAGGCGGCGGAGGCGCAGGCGGGGGAGGGCAUCGCCAGCGGCAGAUUGGCCAGCGGCGCCCCCGAGGGCACGGCCGACCGCGAGGAGGUUGCGGGCGGGGCGGAGGCGCCACCCGACCGAGAGGCGUUAGCGGAGGUCGUGCCUUCCAGCGACGUCCACCGGCAGGCGGAGGAGGGCAUCGCUGGAGACGAUGUGGCCAGCAGUGACCCCGCGGCCAGCCCCUGUGCGACGGCUGCGCCUGCCCACAGAGAGACAGGCGCCAAGGACGCGCCCAACAGCGGCGUCUGCGGGCAGUCGGCAGAUGCGCGGGCAGAGGAGGGUGCCGCCGUCGCUGGCAGUGCUGCCCCAGGCGCCCCCGAGGCCAAUGCGGAGGAGCCAGCCGACUGGGUUGCGUGCGAUGAGACCGUGCCCGCCCGCGACCCCGGCGGGCAGGUGGCAGAGGGGCAGGAGGGCGGCUCCCCUGGAGGCGGUGCCAUCAGCACUCCCAAGGGUGAGGUCGGCCGGGAGGGGGCAGAGGCCGCCGCGGAGGUGCCGGAAGACGGGGCGGCCGAGGCCACCGCGGAGGCCGCGGCGCCCGGCGACUUCAGGGGUGCGGUGCAGGCGGAGGGCGACGUCUCUGCGGCCGGCACUGCUGGCGUCCCCGCCGCGGAGCGCAACACGGCCGAGAGCGAGGUGGAGGCGCUGGCCGACUGGGAGGCUGGCGCGGAGGCCGCCCCCUCCGGCGAGGAGCAGACGGACGACGGCGGCGAGGGCGGGGAGACGGACGCGCCCCCGAGCGCGCACAGCGGCCGCGGCCCCCCCGCGGCCAGCCCGCCCGCCGCGCCUGCUCACUGCGCGGAGCCCGCCAGCGCCGCCGCGGAGGCCCAGCGCGAGGAGGUCCGCGCGGACCGCCCGCCUCGAGAGGACGGCGGGGGCGAGGUGCACGCGGCGGGCGACGGCGCGAGCCCCGCGGGCGAAGCGGCCGGCAGCGCCGCCGCCGAGCCCGCCCUCGAGCGGCUCGCAGCGGCCCGGGGGGUCGAUGGCGAGGGGGCGGAGACCGCCUGUGAGCCGCCCAUGGGCGCCGACCGCGUCGGAGAGACACCGGCGGACCACGGCGUGGAGUCCCCGUCGGAGGCACAGGUGGAGGAUGACAUCGUUGCCAGCAGCGCCGUCGGCGGGCAGGUGGCGAUGCUGGCCAAAAUGGAGGCUGGCGUGGGAGCCACGUCCACGGUCGACGUCUGCGAGCAGGCGGAGGAGGCGCACGCGGAGGAGGACGCCGCCAAUACCGCUGAAGGCGCCUCCGACCACGAGGUGGCCGAGGGCGGAAUGGAGGCACCGGCUCGCGGGGGGAUGGGCACCGAGGCCGCGCCUUCCGCCGGGGUUAGCGGGCGAGCGGAGGCGGAGGCGGACAAGGCAAUCGCCAUGGCCGUUGCCGCCGCCUUGGCGAGGGGCCACCCCGGGAGCGCGGAGGACGGCGAGCUGCCCGCCGGCGAGGCGCAGGGGAGGAGCGCCCAGCCUGUGGCCCCGCUCUGCUCGGACGCCGUGCAGGCGAGCUCUCCCUGCAGCGAGGCGCGCGAGCUCUCCGCGAGGAAACGCGCAGCGGCCCCCGAGCAUCGCCAGGAGCCUGAAGCUGACGCCGCGGGCGCCAGGCCAGACGCGCCAGAGGCCCCCGCGAGCCGCCCUGCGAAGGCGGCGCGGGUGGCCUCCCUGACGGCGAGGGUGGCGUCGGCCCUCGCGUACUGCAUCGAUGGCGUAGCGUCCGCGUGCGACAGCGUGGCCGCGGCCUGCGGGACGUGCCACGGCCCGGAGGCUGCCCGCGCAGAGCUGGCGCAGGCCGAGGCGGCCGCGGCCGAGGCAGCGGCGGCCGAGGCGGCCGCCCCGGCCUCGGAGGGGAGCCCCGGCACUCCCGCGCGGGAGUGCUCGGGCCUCCAGCUCGGCCUCUGGGACGAGUCCGAGCGGACCCCGGGCGAGGCUGGGGCCGGCCCGCCGGGCCUGCCGGGCAGCCCGCAGAUCGCCGGGAAGGCGCAGUGGAUGCUGGAGGCCGAGGAGAUCUUCGGCCCCAUCGACUCCCAGACGGCGGCGGCCGUGUCCGGCGCGGCCGAGGGCGCGCCGCCGGCCGCGCUGGAUGGCGCCGGCCUCGGCCUCGUGCCCGUCGCCGCGGCCGCGGCUCCGCCGGCCAAGCCGGCCGCCGCGCCCAGCAGCGCCGGGGCGGGGCUGUGCCUCGUGCCCCUGGGCGCGGCGGCGGCGCCCGCCGGCGGGCGCGGGCCCACGCUGGUGGAGCUGCCGCUGGCCGUGUACUGCGCCGACGAGCCGAGCGGGGAGGGGCCGCAGGCGCGGCGCUCCUCGCGGGUGCGCGUGCAGACGCUGCAGAGCUGGCGGAGCGAGCGCGUCCUGUACGAGAGGCUGCCUGGCUCGACGGCGCCGACCGUACGAGGCCGGCUGGCAGCAGGAGACUCGGCAGCCCAAGCCCAAGCAGGCGAGGAAGCGCGCGCGCUCCCGCAGCGGCCCAGGGGCCGGCGUCAAGCGCGCCGCUGCCCGGGGGCGCGGGCGGGCGGGCCAGGCAUCGCCCGCGGUGAUCAAGUGCGACUCCAGCCCGCCACGCACGGGGCGGGGCGCCGGCAAGCGGGGGGCGCGGGCCCAGCAGGAGUCAGCUCGGAAGACGCGCCGGGGUGCGGCGGCGGCGGUCGCCGCGGCGGUGGCCGCCGGCUGCCACGCGGGCGGAACGGCCUGGCGCACGGCCAAGGCCGAACGCAGCCGCAAGGGCAACCUGGCGGCCACGGUUGACUUCAGCGCUCUGCGGGUGCCGACGGCUCCGAAGAGCGCGGCGCUGGGGACCGACGCGGCGAGCCCCGCGCGAAAGCGGUGGGCUAUCGGCGCGAGCGGCAUAGGCGGAGUGCCCUCCAUCCCGCGGAGCUCUCGCACGGCAGCCCAACCUGCCCCCACAACCCCACCCGGGAGGACGGCUGGCCCCGCUGAGUCUUGCAGCGCCCUGGUGCCAGUCGAGCCGCGACACUCUGACAGGGGCAGGGCUGUGGCAUCUGAGCCUUUCGGUGCGCCUUUGGACGAUCUACUGGGCUCGCACGAUCUGCGGCCAGGCAGAGCUACUCUCCCGCGCAGCCGGCCUCGUGUGGAGGGUGUUCCCACGAGCUGCGGUCAGGCAGAGGCACGUUCUGAGCCAGUGGCAGCUGUGGAAGGGCGUGGCCGUGCACGGGUCCCAGAGCGCUUGCAAGGCCGCUCGCGCAGUCGAGGUCACACAGAUGGAGGGGCCGUUCGCAACAGCAGCAGCAGCCAUAGGAGCGGGAGCAGCGACGCAACGGCCACACGGGCGUUCCAGCCACGGCCACCGCAGGGGCCACCGCUGACGCACGGGUUGCCGUCGCACCGGCAGCAGGAGCAAGAGGAGGAGCACCACGCCCGGCACCAGCAGAGCCAGCAGCAGAAGCAGCCGCCCCUCCGGCCGCUGCAGCCGCCGCCCCAGCUGCCGCAGCACCAGAAGAAGCAGCGCCCCAGCCCUGGACCCCGUGCACCAGACCUCGGCCCGCCCAGCACCCUCCGCAGGCCGGCGGGCGCGCGUGGGGAGCCUCGGGCGGCGGACGCCCCCUCGCGGAGGCACCCGCAGCCGCCGCGGGAGGCUCCCGACGCGCCCGCCGCCCGGCGGCCCGCCGCAGCAGCCCCGCGGGAGCAC
Molecule: messenger RNA, 5290 nt
Organism: Prorocentrum cordatum
Lineage: Eukaryota; Dinophyceae; Prorocentrales; Prorocentraceae
Source: the annotation of a GenBank genome assembly